UGGAGCCGACCAAGCUACUAACUGUUCUGGUAUCAAGUUGGGGUUUAAGGUGUUGAUUACUUUAGAAGUGUGGGAGUAUAUUUGUUCAGGUAGUAGUUGAUUAUGGAUUUCUUCAAAGUUAGAAAGUUUAGGAAGGCUCACAAACCAGACCCAGAAAAUGAGUUAGAGGACAAUCCUGUGCCUGUGCCAGAGGAACCGAAGGAGAAUGGUGGUGAUGGAAAGGGCAAGGCAGUCAAUGUUGAUCCUAUAGCGGAAGCUGAUGACGACGACGAUGAUUUUAUAACAGAGGAAGUCAAGAGGAGAUUAAAAGAAUUGCGAAGGAAUAGCUUUAUGGUGCUGAUUCCGGAAGAAGAGUCAUGUGCUGAAGAGGAGGAAGAGGAAGAGCAGGGAGAGACGAGCUCCAAUGAGUGGAGAGAUGUAGAAGCAGAAGGUCGGCAAUGGUGGUGUGGCUUUGGUGCUGUAUAUGACAAGUACUGUGAGAGGAUGUUGUUCUUUGAACGGAUGAGCACACAACAGGUUAAGGAAAUUGGCAUCCAAACCCCUACAACUCCAUCACCAAGGUCUGCAUCUAAGAAGCUUUCCUCCCCUUUUCGCUGUCUUUCUCUGAAGAAAAUUGAAGAACCUAAUGACGAGACUGAGCAUCUUCAGCAGCCAGAGAUCGACCCUUAUCAUGAUAUUGAGACAUCAUACGUAGGUCAAGUUUGCUUGUCUUGGGAGGCACUGCAUUGUCAAUACACACAACUGAAUCAGCUAAUCUCAUGCCAACCUGAAAAUCCCACCUCCUACAACCACAGUGCUCAACAGUUCCAACAAUUCCAGGUUUUAUUACAAAGGUUUAUUGAAAAUGAACCUUUUGAAGAGGGUCUCAGGCCAGAAAUUUAUGCUCGCACGCAGAGAAUUCUGCCUCAACUUCUCCGGGUCCCUAACAUACAAGGGAAAGAUGAAGAAGAGGCAGAUUCCAUGAUUCUUGCCCCUGAUCUGAUCAAGAUUAUUGAAACCUCAAUCCUCACAUUUUUACUUUUCCUGAAGAUGGAUAAGAAAAAAACAAGUGCUGGUCUCAGCUUAUUUGGAAAUCAAAACCAUGCUACCCCACUUCAGCAGAUUCAAACUUCACUGGAUAAGAAAUCGAUGAAAUUAAAGGAACUUCGUAAGAAGAGGAAAAGUUGGAAGAAGUCAUGGCCGCAAGCACAAGAAGAUGUUCAGCUGUUGUUUAGCCUUGUUGAUGUAAAGGUUUUGUCAAGGGUACUCCGGAUGGGAAGAAUUAGUAAAGAGCAGCUAUUUUGGUGUGAGGAGAAGAUGAAAAAGCUAGAUUUGGUGGAUGGCAAGUUGUGGAGAGACCCCUCUCCCACCCUUUUCCCUUGUUAA
This is a messenger RNA of Fragaria vesca subsp. vesca, 1365 nucleotides long. RefSeq lists its product as uncharacterized. Bases 103 to 1365 code for a protein of 420 amino acids. The record is from RefSeq and is a predicted model, not a curated record. NCBI's taxonomy places the organism in Eukaryota, Viridiplantae, Streptophyta, Magnoliopsida, Rosales, Rosaceae. The transcript has 4 exons.